UGUGAAAAACUAGAGAAGAAUAAAAAGAAGUUGAAACAACAAGUAGGAAACCUGAAGAGUCAUGUAGAAGCCAAUAUGGCAGAAUACAGUAGAACAGAACAAUAUAAACAGGACCUGGACGAAACGGCGUGGCUGGAUAUGGCAGAAAAAUUAAGAGAAGUCAAUCUGUUCUUACAGGCACAAAUAGCAUCUCAAGAAAGCUUAGGACAGUUAAGAGACAGUAAUAAUGCUUUAAUAAAUAGUCAGAUGGAACUCAGAAUGAAAGAUCUGGAAUUUGAACUAUUCAAAAUGAAAAGUUCUCAAGAACAUUCUAAUAAAACAGAAUUGGAAAAGUGCAAGCAACCGUACGUAGAAGAAGUAAAAGAUCGAACGUCAUUGAAAAAUGAACUGAAGAGGUAAUUUAAAACAGAAUCAUAGAAAAUAGAUGUAGCUUAUUAAUUUGCCUCUAAAGCAUAAUUUUUAUGGAGCCAGGUUCAUGAGAUGAGUAUAAGUGAAAGUCAACUGGAUAGUGUAAUUUUGGAAAAUGAUGUUUAUAAAUGAACUUUGAGAUGUUAGGCCAAGACAGUUUGCAUCGCUCCUCCUUUUUUAGUUUUACAUGAUUUUAUUUUUUUCCCCUCAGUAUUUUCAGUUAAUCUGAUGUCCUAGUGUUUAAGCUAAUUGUU
This is a messenger RNA of Ailuropoda melanoleuca (giant panda), 662 nucleotides long. RefSeq names its product ankyrin repeat domain-containing protein 26-like. Bases 76 to 399 code for a protein of 107 amino acids. Lineage: Eukaryota; Metazoa; Chordata; Mammalia; Carnivora; Ursidae. The transcript is spliced from 2 exons. The record is from RefSeq and is a predicted model, not a curated record.